GCUUGCUACCCGAUACUAAGAGAGGAGGAAAUGGGAGAUGCACUGCUUCCUGUAGAAAUUAUGAUUGAAGACAAAGCUGGGUGGGGACUCACGCCAGGGCUGCGGUGGCUGCAACACAGACAGACACUCGACGCCGCUCGGUGGGCAACUCCUACUACGGCGAGGCUGGGCUGUGCGGGGGCUGGGCUGGGCUGGGCUGGGCUGGGCGUGCCAAACUCACCACCCAUCAGCUCCGCCAGAAGAAGCUGCUUUCUAACCAAGCCUCGGGAGCCAAGCAAGUCAGAUCUGCCAGUGAACCUCCGGCCUUGAAAGUUGACGAGCAAACGUAUGCUUAACAUUUACCAAGCCCUAGACCUUUGGAUAAGGAGUGCCUGCAAACCAAAUCCUGCUCUCCAAUGGCCAGUAACAACACUGCUAGCAUAGCACAAGCCAGAAAACUGGUGGAACAGCUGAAGAUGGAAGCCAACAUCGACAGGAUAAAGGUGUCCAAGGCGGCUGCGGACUUGAUGGCCUACUGUGAGGCACAUGCCAAGGAAGACCCACUGCUGACCCCGGUCCCGGCCUCAGAAAACCCCUUUCGGGAGAAGAAGUUCUUCUGCGCUAUCCUUUAAGUCUCUGAGAGGAAGAUGAAGACCCCGGGGCUCCUGGGACAUUAAUGUAGAGUUUCUAUCAAGGUGGGCGCCUUUCUGGUCUGCAGCAUUUAAAGAGAGGAAGGAGAACCAUCCUGGACACUCCAGGCUGUGCAUGUCUAAAGAAUUGUCCCCUUGUGAGAAUGGAAGCCGAUUCCACAUCCCAACUUUAGAGAUCUGACCCUGCAGACCUGUCUGGAGCAGGGCAAUGUGUAAAAAACAAAAUCGGUGUCACUUCUUUUCUGCUAUCCCUUUAAGAUCUUACAUUUCUGCUUCAUAUUUAAAAACAAAAUAAACAAUAAAGCCAGUGUCUUGAGCUGAGAUAUGACUGACCUUCUGGGAAUGAGAAUUGUCUUUAAAUGCCCUCUGAUAAACUGCUGUCUCAUGUUGCCACAGUUCUAUUUAAUGGCAUCCAUGUUUAGUCUUUCGUGCCUUGUUCUUUUCCUUCCCUUUCUCUUUCUCUACCCCUCCCUAUUAGAAUACUGUGGAGAUAAGGCUGGGUUUGUGUAUUAAACUGAACUCUAAGGAUAAUUGAAUAGCUGUGAUGUUUAGGAAGAUGUUCCCCACGGUAUGUCUCCACGAGAAUAAUAAUAAAAAAAGAACACACACAAACACACACACACACACACACACACACACACACACAAUGCCGGUUGUCUGUGUUCUCUUACCACUGUUCCUAAUAUUUGUAUAUAAUAGUUUUGAUUCUGCAAGUAAAUGUAAAUCAUGUGUUGUGACUGGUGCUUUCAUAUCUUUGUGAUAGUUUUUGAGUAAUACUGCAUGAAAAUGUUCCCAUGUUGCAUCCAUUCAGAAGUUUUGUUGUUCAACUGGAAAGCUAAGAAAAGUGAGAGAGAAAAAUAUGCCAGAGAGGGGAGAAAAAGUUCUCUGUAUUUUGAAAAUUGAGAUCACUUCAGCGCCUUAGCCAUGCCUGAAAUACCUCCUAGUGAACUGUGGUAUAAGCACCUCACAUCAGAUUCCCCCAAUCCACAGCAUUUGGGUUUACCCAGGAUCCAGGAUAGUGCAGUAAACCCACACUGAAUGUCGGGCAGGGAUCCACCAUGACUUAGGAAGGCAUUGUCGGAAUAUCAUCAAUAUCACUCUCCAGGAAUCAUGAAAAUCAUAUGCAAAAGGAUAUUUUCCAUGUUGAUAACUAGAAAACUAUGGCUCUUUAACUCACACAUCAGAAGGAAUAAACUCCCAGCUUCUAAGAAGGUGCACCCUCAGAAUACCAGCUGUUUGAGAGACAAAACACCCCAAGCACACUUUGAGUAACCCCACAGCCGGCCCUUCUUCCCACUGACAUGGUCCUCAUUUUUCACUUCUGCAAAAUGUCAAAGCAAUCAGUGCUUUGUUCUCUACUCUGUUUGUCAGAGCCUCUUUGCCCUAUUUGCAGCUUCCUUUGGCCAGCACUCUCUCUUCCCACAAAAAACACUGAGUCUUCUCUCCUCUCCUCUGCUCUGCUCUGCUCUGCUCUGCUCUCCUCUCCUCUCCUCUCCUCCCUUCUCCUCUCCUCUCCUCUCCUUUCCCCUCUCCUCCCCUUUUCCUUUCUUUUCUUUUCUUUUCCAUUGUACUUGUAGCCUCCAGCAGCAAUGGAAGGCCCUGGAAGCCUUUAUAUGCUUUCUGCAUUCUUCCCAGUCAAAGAGAGUCUCCUGUACAUCUUGUUUGUUUUCAAAUCCUAAAAGACCACCAAAUCCAAGUUAACUUUACUAUCUCUUCUUGUCAUUCUCUCCCUCAUUUUUUAAAAGUGUGUUGUGUGUUUGGAGGAGGGGUAUUUUGUGGGAAGAAUAAGAUGAAAUGACCCAUUUUGAAAUAGAUUUGGUAAAUAUUUUUCUUAACUCUUUUAUGGGUCUUCAGAUAAAGGAAUAAAUACGUCCAAUAAAAACUGAUGCCUGAGGUGGGAAGAAGAGGAUACCAGAACAUUUAUCAAUGCAUGAAUGCAAUUUCCACGAAUUCUCUUCUGGUCAGAUCUUGGGUGUUUGUUAUCGUUGGUGGGAUGCUCAUGAAGAUUUAGUGGUUGAAAAAAAAGCUAUCAGUCUUUACAGAACUACAUCAUGUGCAACUGAGAAUACCGUGGAGUCAGUUGACAGUGUCACACAUUUAAACAAAAAGAUGUGUUCAUGUGUUAACUAGGGGUACUCAUUGCUGGUGAGAGGGCAUCACUAGGAUUCUGGUCUUCUGUGCAAAUUUAGACCUCUGCAGCUAUUAAAGUGUAAUCACAGUCUUCACGACACACCUUGUACAGGUCUAACAAUGAAAAGGAUUUAUGAAUAUUUUGUGAGCAUGCCUACAGAAUGAGAAGGCAGGAAAUACAUUCCCCUUCUGAAAGGAAGUUUCAGGAAACUAUCUUGUCUCUUUCACAAUUUCAUAUCCUUCAGUAUAGAGCUAUAAUCAAAAUCAGUUCUGACUUAUUAAUGUCUGUAUUUAUUAAAGAGGAAAAGUUUUCAUUUACUUGGGUCUCCAAGGAGCUUAAUUCUUUUGAAUGUCAACCAUAAUUUUCAUCAGCAUAAUUUUAUCUUAAGAUAACUAAUAGAAAACCAACUCAGUUAUUUAAGAACCUCAUUUCUAUAUGCAUAGUAGUUAAAAUCUGCCAUGGAAUUAUGAGAUAUUAAAUGUCAUACUUAUAAUGCAAUGUCUAUUAAAAUACUUAAACCAUUUUCAACACCAACUCCAAUUUAAAAUGUUUUUCAAUUUGAAAGCAAGUAAGAUAAAAUUUAAAUCAUUGGAUUUAAAGAAAAAUUAAGUGUCAUACUUUUCCUCAUAUGCUUAUAUCCACAUAAUGAAUUUUGAGAAAAUCAAGCCAGUGGGCUUUAGGAGAUUUUUAUACCUUUCCUUUUUCCCUAGUGCUUGCUCCUCACUGCUCCUGGAAAUGAUGGAUAUUAUGUGUCAAAUACUGACUCAUAGCCCAACAAUUGUUAGAGAUCUCCAUACUUUUCCUGUAUAAGAUCUCUGGAAAGUACCUUUAAAGAAAAGGGAACAGGAACAUGGCGGGGCGGCUGUUGUGUUUUGGGUUGGAUUUUAUCUGUUUGUUUGCUUUUUUCUUCAAGACAGGGUCUCACUAUGUAGCCCUGACGGUUCUGAAACUUGUUCUGUAGACCAGGCUGGCCUCGAACUCCGAGAUCACCUGCCUCUGACUCUUGAAUGCUGGGAUUAAAGGUGGGAGUCUUCAUGCCUGGCUUAGAAUGUUAAAGUAGGAGAACCUGAAUGUAGUGUGCACAUCUCUGUCCCACAUAAACCAUGUAUUUGUUUUAAUAAAUGGAAUUUUCAGAUUCA
Messenger RNA from Myodes glareolus (Bank vole), 3899 nucleotides. RefSeq names its product G protein subunit gamma 2 (gene Gng2). Gene Ontology annotation, molecular function: G-protein beta-subunit binding. The record is from RefSeq and is a predicted model, not a curated record. Gene Ontology annotation, cellular component: heterotrimeric G-protein complex. Gene Ontology annotation, biological process: G protein-coupled receptor signaling pathway. NCBI's taxonomy places the organism in Eukaryota, Metazoa, Chordata, Mammalia, Rodentia, Cricetidae.